This is a messenger RNA of Mytilus californianus (California mussel), 3177 nucleotides long. RefSeq names its product tyramine beta-hydroxylase-like. Gene Ontology annotation, molecular function: copper ion binding; dopamine beta-monooxygenase activity. The record is from RefSeq and is a predicted model, not a curated record. The transcript is spliced from 9 exons. Bases 129 to 1853 code for a protein of 574 amino acids. NCBI's taxonomy places the organism in Eukaryota, Metazoa, Mollusca, Bivalvia, Mytilida, Mytilidae.
CAAUAAAAAAACCAUUAUAAUCACAUGGUUUGGAUUUGUCGGUCCACUUUCCAACCCAAGUAAAAUUUAAAUGGGUUGUAUAUAAAGAGUUUUGUCAACGACCAGAGGAAUAUUGGAAGACUAGCAUAAUGAGGAUUGGAACAUUACUCAAAAGUCUUGUCUGUAUCGGCAUUGUAACAGCCUAUCCUAAUUUUAAAGAUAUCCUUCCGAAUGGAAACGAAGUACCACAUCCAUGUAAAGCUAACUACGUGUGGCAUGGUGUAGGCCACAACAAUCCACUUGGAGGUGGAAGUAGAAACCAGUUUGGUUUGGAUUUUAAAGCAGCGGGAUUGUCAUGGACAUCUGAAUUAUGCAGAAAAGAUUCUGAUGGAGACGGAAGAACAAAUGGCGAAGAACUUGGGGAUCCUGACUGUGUCUGGAAACAAGGAACUUUACCCUCACGUUUAACAGAUAUAACACACCCAGGAGUGUGUACGUUAUCAGAUGGGUCUAUCUGUGAUACGGACAAGGAAUGGAUAGAUUGUCAAGUGGAAGAUGGACUGAAAAAUUGCGAUGUUAUGAAAGAACCAGAGACAUUGAAUACAACCAUUCGCUUUCCUGAGACGGCAGUGCCAGCUGAAGAAACAACGUACUCCUGUAUGAUCUUUAAUCUUCCUUCUGGUCAAGAUUAUCAUCUGAUGGCAUAUGAACCUUACAUAGAUAAUCAAAUGGUCAUGCAUCAUAUAUUAAUUUACGGAUGUGAUCCGAAUGAAGACCCAGUGCCAGACGAAAAGCUCAAUACAGUUACCAAAUGUGGCAUGAGUGCAGCUAGUAACUGCAAUAAACUCAUCGGAAUAUGGGCGGUUGGAUUUUCUGGAUAUUGCAUAGAUGGACCAAUGGGAUUUCGUAUUGGUCAAAAUGGAUUCAAACAGGCCGCAUUAGAGUUUCACUGGAACAAUCCACAGUUAGUAGCGGAUUGGAAAGAUUCAUCGGGAAUUACUCUUUAUUAUACUCCAAAACUUCGACCAAAUGAUGCUGCCAUUUUGGCGACUGGUCAGACACACAUAGAAAUUCAACCUGGACAACAGAGUUACACAGUAGUUGGGAAAUGCCAUUCAGAGUGUUCAAGACAAUUAAUACAAAAACCAAUUAAUAUAUUUUGGGCUACGAACCAUAUGCACUAUUUAGGACAUGCAAUGAGUAUUAAGGUAUACAGAGACGGUGUGUUUUAUACAGAACUUACAAAUGAUGCUAUUUAUAACUAUGACAGUCCUGUAGAGAAAACGUACUCAACUGCAGUUCAAGUGCUACCAGGAGACGAAAUUGUAACGACAUGCAAGUUCAAAUCCCUUUCUAGACCAAAGACCACGUUUUUUGGUGAUGCUACAAGUGACGAGAUGUGUUUCGGAUUCAUGGCUUUUUACCCUGCUGCAAGCAUGCCAUUCCCUACGUGCACAGCAUGGAAAGAUAUCUCAAUAUGUAAUCAGUGGAUUCAACAAGAACAUAACGAUUGUAAAUGGGUUGAUUUUAUGGUUUAUAAUGUAAAUGAAACAAAGCGUGUAAGGGAUGAAGUAAUGGCCAAUUGUAAACCGUUCGGGAAUUGUCUUUCUGAAUGCAAAGCGACACUUCAGGUCCUUUUUGCUGAACAUCCAUGCAUGCAAGGUGACGUGUACGAAUUGAUCAAAGAAAUGGCUAUUAAAUGGGACAAUAAGGAAAUGCAAGGUUUUAUUGUAGCAGUUGAUUCAUGUAAAGCUGAAAUGGCUGCAGAUGUGUACCUUAAAAAUCUUCAAAAUGACAAUACUAAUGGAUCUGACCGGUUGGGUGGCAACUGUUUACUACUGUUAUCUAUGAUUGUUUAUAUGAUGAUCAAAUAAUUAAUCUUUAAGCCCCCAUCACACUAGACCAAGACCAUGCAAAUCCCACUAUGAUCUAUAUAAAAAUAAGAUCGAGGUGAGAUCGUGGUAUGGUCGGCUUGAAUAUUCAACAUUUCAAAGUUUUCACGUUCAUACCACGACCUUGUUAUGAUCCUGAUAAGAUCCUGCUACGAUUAGUAGCGAAAUCUUUUCCAUUAGCUUCCCGAUUGCACCACGAUUUCAAAUACUAGUACGAUGCUUCGUAUAGUUUUGGCCACGACUGCACUACGAAUGUUUUGAUAAUGUUCAAAUUUGGUCGUUGACCUCCACGAUCAUGGAGACAUUGGCACGUCCUUACUACGACCACCACGAUCUUACAACGACUUUCACAAAUUUUCAUAAUUUCAUUUCGGAAUCGUGGUCUUAGUGUGAUGGGGUAUUACUCUCAGAAUGAAAUAUUCAGACUUCCUCUUCUUGAAAAACCUGCAUCCACAUCUGAUAGAUAUGAUAUACAAAACAACCUGAAACAAAAGAUUUGCUUCAUAAUAUAAAAUAGCGUCCUUCUUUCCAAACAGAAUUAGCAAAACUGAGUUCUGCCACGUGUAUCUCUUCUAAAUAAGGAACAACCAAUAAGAGUCGCACAUGCAGACACGAGCUUCUUUACACGAAUAAACCACGCCUAAAUUAUAUGUAAGCUUACAUCUACAACUGAUAGGUAUGUUACACAAAAAUUGAUGACACUAUCACUUGGGCUUACAUUUCGUGGUUGUAUGACCCACUUCUAUGCCCCCCCCCCCCUCCCCCCCCCCCCCCCCCCCCAAUUCCCUUUCACUUAAUGCAGAAGUCAGCUAAUUUAACUUAAAACUUGGCUGUGUGAAGUCAACGUUUUUAUUACCAUCGCCCCAACAUACACAUUACUAUAGAUGAUGUCAAGAACAAUUUGAUCUUUUAUAUUGAUGCAAACUGUACGAUAUACUUGCAAUUGAGCGGUUCUAUAAUACCAUACGGUACCAUUUUUACUGCAACAAUUAUAAUAAAGUACACUAUCUAGUAUAUAAGACUAUAAAACUUCGACUUACCACUGAGAGAAAAUCAUACCAAGGAAUAAACAUCGAAGAUCUAAGACCACUUCAUUGCUCACCCCUUUAAAUAAAAAGGGGCCAUCUUAGAGCAUAUAAUUUUAUUAUCUCUUUGGUUUUCUCUUAUUAAAAGCAAGCUAGUUCCCAUCUUAGAAGCUAAUAUUUCAUUUCAUAUUUUCAGUGAAUUUUACUUGCAUAUUUUUGUGUUAAUGCUUUAUGCAUGUUUCGGUAUUCAUAAAUCUGAAUAAAUGAUUUACAUUAUUGUU